AUGUCGGUGUUACCGUUGCUCAGCUGGACGCUGCUGCUCCUGGCUCAGAGCGCUCCGCUGCUGUCUCUGACCGUGCAUCCGGACGCCGCCGCCGCCGCCGCCGCCGCUGCCGCUGCGCAGUGCCCGUCCUGCGCGCUGGCCCGGAUGAGGAGGAACGAGGGGGGCGCGGGCGCCGCGGCGGCGGCCGGACACGACCCGGAGGAGGCUCAGCAGGACGUGGUGGAGGCGGUGAAGAGGCACAUCCUCAACAUGUUACACCUGCAGGCGCGGCCCAACAUCACGCGGCCCGUGCCGCGCGCCGCGCUCCUCAACGCGCUGCGCAAGCUCCACGUGGGGCGCGUGGCGGAGGACGGCAGCGUGCAGAUCGAGAGGGGGGAAGAGGAGGAGAGGAACAGCGGCGACGCGCAGGAGACGACGGAGAUCAUCACCUUCGCCGAGGCUGGGGACUCUCCCGGCUCGGUCCACUUCGUGCUCUCUAAAGAAGGAGGCGACCUGUCUCUGGUGGAGCAGGCCAACGUCUGGCUCUUCCUUCGCCUCGCCAAGACCAAUCGCAGCCGAGCCAAAGUCACCAUCAGCCUCUUCCAGCAGCAGCGGGGGGGUGGCGGGGGGGGCCGGCUGCCCAGCGGGCGCCAGUCCUCGCCGCGGGACGUCCCGCUGUCGGAGAAGACCGUGGACACGCGCCGCAGCGGCUGGCACACCUUCCCCGUCUCCGCGGCGGUCCAGGCGCUGCUACAGAGCUCCGACAGCUCCACGCUGAGCCUGCGGGCGUCCUGCCCGCUCUGUGCCGAUGCCGGGGCCACGCUGGUCCUGGUCUCCGGCGGCUCCAGCCAGCGGGACCAGUCCCACCGGCCGUUCCUCAUGGCCGUGGUGCGCCCCGAGGACAGCGGCGAGGCUCGGCGCCGGAGGAAGCGCGGCCUGGAGUGCGACGGGAAGGUUCGAGUCUGCUGCAAGCGCCAGUUCUACGUCAACUUCAAGGACAUCGGCUGGAACGACUGGAUCAUCGCGCCGCCGGGGUACCACGCCAACUACUGCGAGGGCGAGUGCCCGUCCCACGUGGCGAGCAUCACGGGCUCCACGCUGUCCUUCCACUCCACCGUCAUCAGCCACUACCGGAUGCGCGGCUACAGCCCGUUCCAGAGCCUGAGGUCGUGCUGCGUGCCCACGCGGCUACGGGCCAUGUCCAUGCUGUACUACAACGAGGAGCAGAAGAUCAUCAAGAAGGACAUCCAGAACAUGAUCGUGGAGGAGUGCGGCUGCUCGUAGAAACACAACAACAACAACAACAACAACAACAACACAGACACCCUGAACCUGGUAUCGGUCCGGAGAGAGAACACGACUGGAGGGGAACCAGAGAACCAGAGAGAGAGAGAGAGAGAGGAUUCA
Molecule: messenger RNA, 1386 nt
Organism: Perca flavescens (yellow perch)
Lineage: Eukaryota; Metazoa; Chordata; Actinopteri; Perciformes; Percidae
Gene: inhbaa
Product: inhibin subunit beta Aa
Exons: 5
Coding region: 1-1263 (420 amino acids)
Cellular component (GO): extracellular region
Molecular function (GO): growth factor activity; cytokine activity
Source: RefSeq, a predicted model, not a curated record